GGCGGGCUCAGCGCUUGGCCCCCGCCCGCUGCGCUCCGGGCCCGGCGUCCUUCUCCCGCCUCCCCCCCACGACUCCUUCCCCUUCUGUCCGCUCUGGUCUGAAGCGGGUGCCGCGAUGGCUCCGGCCGCCGACCGGGAGGGUUAUUGGGGCCCGCCGACCUCCACCUUGGAGUGGUGCGAGGAGAACUACGCCGUCUCCUACCACAUCGCCGAGUUCUGGAACACAGUGAGUAACCUGAUUUUCAUUCUACCUCCAAUCUAUGGUGCGAUUCAGACCUAUAAAGAUGGCCUUGAAAAACGGUAUUUAGCUGCAUAUUUGUGUCUUACAGCUGUGGGAUUGGGAUCUUGGUGCUUCCACAUGACCCUGAAGUAUGAAAUGCAGCUGUUGGAUGAGCUGCCAAUGAUAUACAGUUGUUGUGUGUUUGUCUACUGCCUGUAUGAAUGUUUCAAGUACAAGAACACAGUCAAUUAUCCGCUGCUUUUCUUGUUAAUAACGUACAGCUUCAUAGUCAGCAUUGUUUACUUAAAUUUGAAAGAGCCUGUAUUCCAUCAGAUCAUGUACGGAACGCUAGUUUCCAUUAUAGUGCUACGAUCUGUUUAUAUAGUAUUAUGGGUAUACCCAUGGCUUAGAGGUCUAGGCUAUACAUCUUUAACUGUAUUUUUAAUGGGAUUUUUUCUCUGGAAUGUGGACAACAUUUUCUGUGAUAAAUUAAGAGCACUACGAGAGAAGAUGCCUCCAGUUGUGGGAGCUGUGACACAAUUUCAUGCCUGGUGGCAUAUUCUCACAGGCCUGGGCUCUUACCUUCACAUCCUGCUAAGGCACGCUUUUCUCCUUUUCUUCAGUUUAUACACAAGGACACUUUUCCUGAAACACAGGCCAAAAGUCAAGUUUGUUUUUGGAAUAUGGCCCAUUCUCAUUGUGGAGCCACCCAAGAAGCUUUGACCAAGACCUGGGCACUCACAUGCGAUCACCCAGCCCGGCUGUAUAAAGCGAUUCAACAACUUAUUAUGGCUGAAGUGUCAAAACUAUGGAUCAAUUCAAGUACCGUUGCUAUCAAAGGACUUCUCUGUCUUCCUGGGCCAUCCGGCCAGAACAGAGCAAAGAGUUGGCACACUAGGGAAAUAAUGUUUAGUACAGCUUUAUUCUAAGUUGUUAAAAGAUUUAAGACACAAUAUUUUUAUGUAUAUAUUGUAUAGGUGACGAUACUGAGCUAAUAUUUCGUGCUGGUCACAGAAAACUAACCAUUUUUGAAGUGGAUUGCAUACGUUUUUCAUUCGGUUGUUGUUCUCUCUGUGGUUUCAACUAAUAUUAGUAACUGAAUGACAAAAACGGGCCAUUGAUGGCCAAGCUAAGCAUUUGUGUGGCCUAUAGUGAACUGAAUGCUUAACCUGAACUACUUUAAUCUUGCACUUUUAUACAAUUAAUGAAGUAUGUAAUGAUUUAUUUGGGGCUUUAUUCUAUCUUGCUUUUCCACAGCCUCCUUUGCAAUUUAUAUUUUAAGUGAAACGGCUGGGGUCCCUGUGCCAUUUAGUUCAUUUUGUAUUGACCUUCCAUUUCCUCUGUAGUCCAGAAGACACUUAAGGUGGUGAAGCAUUGUAGGGAUUCUAGUUCGUUUGUGGAAACCGAAUUCCUAAUUUGACCAUCGAGAAACUUCAGAGUGACUGUAUAAAAACACGAAACACAGGUUUUUAUUUUUAUAAUUAUUAUUUACAUACCUCCCUAUUUCUGCUCCCCAUGUCCCAUUCAUGCUACAGAUUGACAAACACCUUAGAUGUGUGCUAGUUCAGCUUUGAGUUCAUCUCUUUCCCUUAUUUUACAAGUCUUAAAUAUUGGUUUGACUUUCAGAAGCCUCUUCUUGUUCAGAAAUAUUGAAGAAAGAGCGAGGAACAAGAUGGAUGUUGAGGAUACCCCAAAAUAUAAUUGGCAGAACUUCGCUUGCUCUUAAUCUACCAUGUGGUUACUACGGAAAGUUGACCACCUCUUUAAAAUCACAUUUUGGGGAAUAAUGGGGUGCACAAACCCUCUGGUUUCUGCAAUUCUUAUCGGCCCAGCUGAUGGAAGUUAAUAGGUAAGAAUAAAGAAAACAUUGGAUUAACACAGUUUUUCAAAAUAUACCUCAUAUUGGAGGCUGCGGUUUUGACCCUUCAGAUGUUGGGGCGGCUAAUGGAGUCUGUCUUGGACUUCCCAGCUGCCAUGCUAUGCAAUUUGUAUCUGCUUCUGAUGCUCUAAGAGCUUUAUCCGUCUUGCCAUGAAGGAAAAGGGGGAAAUAAACGCUCAGACUGAUUAGAAAUCCCAUUCGGUAUUGAUUUAAAACGUGCCCACGGCAGCAAGGCACAGGAGCGUGGCUGUAAAGCUGCCUCGCAGAUCACAAAAUCCUGGCUUAGUGUUAAGUUUCCUUGCUCCAGCUGUUGGACUGAAAUCAACACUGAACUAAAACGGUCUCCUCUUUUUAAUGUCUUCUUUUUCCUGUUUCUGCACCUUCCGUAUCCAUCAGUAGCGCUCCUGCUGAUGUCAAUCUCCAAAUAAAAUUGUGGCUUUUGUUACGUGACUGAUCCUGGGCUCUUGGGAUCAAAUAGACCCAAACUCAGAGCUAGAAAAAGAUGCUUACUUUGGGUGAAUUCAGUGAGAUUUAAGCACGUUCCAAUAGCGGCGCAUUUCAAUCUGUAAUCAGCCACUAUAAAGAUUCUCGAAUGAAAAUUUAAACGAGAUUUAUUGUCAGUCAGCUCCAGUUCCAUAGACAAGGUCAGCGCAUCUGAGUUGGGAAAUCUGAAUGAUCUUCAGACUGAAAGACAUCGAAAUAACUAGCAUAACGGUAGGAAAAUGCUGUCUUGGAUUGAGUAUCUUUAAUUUUUCCAGAAGGUAUAUUUUUUUUUUUUGUAAAGAGAUUUGAGAACUGUUUUAAAAAUAUAUCUUAAAAAGAAGUGCCUGCCUAUUCACCUCCAGACUCUCACAAGCGCGCUGUAUCUGAUUUUCUUAGUAGUAGCAUGUUCACAUGUAUUUUUUAAGUUAGGGCAGGGAUCCCACAAUAGGAGCAGUGCAGCAACAAGACCUGUCAACAGUCAUUCCUGACAUCUGCUAGGUAUGGUGUUAUUUUUAAGAAAAUAAACCUUUAUUUUAGUGGCCUUAGUUUUGUAACUGGAGGAUCUGGGGGCUCUGUUUGGUUUGUCUGUAAUUGCAGGAACCAGAGUGUGCUGCAAACCCACUUUCGCAUCAAUAAGGCAUCUCUACUAGUGGUAAAUUUUAAAGAAAUGUGUUGAUUCUCCUACACAUUUGCGACUGGGAAGUGUAUGCUUAUUUUCAGAUCUUGUUGAAUUAAAUUAUUAGCAUCAAAAAAAAAUUGGAAAAGCUCAUUUUUAUGCUACUGUAGCUUUUCAUUCACAUAUCAUAUGUGACUGAUGUUUUUAUCUUUAAAAUUAGACAAAUUGGCUUCUUCCUUCAUUCCAAAUCACCAAGAACACGCACACUUGUAGCACCCUUCCACGUCAUGUUAGACCCUGAAGAAUGUAAUUUAGAAACGUAAUUUCUAAGCAUAAAUAGUCUAAAAUGAUGGGUGCUUUGGUUCCACUGCCUUACUGAUCUUGUGAGUGAUACUGAAAACAGCAAGCCAGGUUUAACUGCACGGCGCUGAAAUUCAGACUGCCUUUUCUAGUGCCUGGAAAGACAUACGUCCUUACUCCUGUAACGUGUUAAAUGUAUGUUAAAGUGCUUUUCAUUUAGAUCACUUGUAUUUUUUUUUCUACAAACCUUAGAGCAGCAUAUCCUGAACUUUUCUUGCACUACAUCUUGUAAGGUGGGUCAUUUUGAUCCAGUUUUUUGAGUAGGAUUCAGACAGCAGCUACUUUAAAGGGAAUUGUGGAAACAGCGGAUGUCUUUUAAUGACUCCUAUAGGAUGCAUCAGACAGAUUGAACAGCAGUGAACUUGUUUAUUCUUUAACAUCUAUGAAGAACCAGAAAAUCUACCACCUUAUGACCACCAGCUUGGCACAGAUCAGCAGCAGUUCUGCAGACCGUGAGCUGAAAUUGGAAAUAAGAGUAAAAACAUUCCAAGUUAUUCCCCCAGUACAGAUCAACCUUAUGCUGGGAAUCGAGAUUUUCUGGAUACAGCUCAAGACGUGCAUCAUCCACAACUGAAGAUAAGACGUGAUAAACAGAAUUCUGCCAUCAAGGAGGAAUCUUGUCCGUGUUUUGAAGGCAGUGUUGUUGGUUAGCAGUAUUACUGAUCUCUGGACUUCAUGCUUUUCCUUCUUUCAGCACAGGGAAGAACGUGCUCCCCACCAGUAUUUAGACUAUCCCAUAGUCUAUGGAAUAUGCAGUUUAUCGCUUGCCGAUCUACCUCUGUCACAUAUCGUACAAAACCUUUGUCCUUAAUUAACGUUUGCCUGAAGGUGCAGACGUUAGAGCAGCCUGACGUGUGAUGUCCAGUCCCUGAGGUUGGCACCAGUAUUGUAUCGAUCCCUGGAUGACCAUUCGCUCUCCAUUAACAUCCCAGUUUGUUCGGCGUCACUUCCAGUUUGUGCCCAGUCUGCUGUUUUCUGCAUGCAGAGGUCUGGUUGCUUUAGAAAGAGAUACAAGUAGGACUUUAAUUCAGACAGGUCAAGUGAAACCUUUUUGGUGGUUCCGUUUGAAGCUAAGAUGCAAACAGUACAAUUUGUUUUACAUGUUUUUGCGAGAGAUGUGGCGGAAAACGCUGCUUUGUAAUUAGUUUUAAUUCUCUUUAUUGUUAUGCUGUGUUCAUCCCCAGGCCUGUCUUUUUUUGCUGAAGGGAAAUUGUAUUCUUUGAAAUGCAGUUGAUUCUUUUGGCCGUAGUGCAUUUGCUUCUAAAACCUGGUUUUAGCUGAAUUAGUUUUUCAGCCAACUCUUCCACAUGAAACUCUUAGCAACAGAAAAUCCUCGCCCUAUCACAAGCGUUUCUCACAGUUACUACAACCUUGUUUAGUCUGCAGUCAAGAAUUUUGGUAAUACUGGUUUUUCUAAACCUAUUUCCCUCUGUGGAUAUAUUUUUGGCAUUUGAGAGCAGGUGGUGAAAGAGUUCAAUGUAAUGCUUCUCAGUUGAAGACGAGCCGUAAUGAAGCAACGCUGCUGUUUUCUUCAUUAGACCUCAAAACCCAGGAACACACCUUCGUUUGGGUGGAAUGUGUGCUCCAUAAUUUUAAUCAAUGUAUUCAGGUAAAACAUUUGGUUUAAAGAAAGCCCCAUCUGCACUUUAUAAGCAGACGGUGGAAGGCUUUAACUGCAAUAUACUGUUUAACUGUGAGACUUCAGUAUGAAGAGGGAUAAACAACAGAGUCUUAAAAACCCAGGAGAAGCAAAAAGCCAGAAGGAGAUUUAGAAACCUUACAUGGAAAGAGAAUAACAAAAGAUUAAGCACAGAAUCCCAUAAUAUUAUGUCAACCACUCUCCCGAUAACUGCACUUUAGAUACUUACGUUACAGGCGUGAACGUUUUGCUGUUUAUACAUUUAACUUUCCGUGCUGACUCCGCGCUCUUCACCAUAGAAGCGAUGUCGACUCUGCCACAUUCGCUUCAUUGUGGAUGAUUCAGCUGUUGCUUUAUGAGAAUGGAACAUGACACGGAUUGUUUCGUACAUGAAUGAAUUCUUUCCUUAUCCAUCUGGAACGUCCAGCUGUGUUGAGAGUCCGUCACGUAACCACAGAGAAUAUACUGUAUAACUAUUGACACUGGGUUUGUGUUUCUCUAUUCAGUUUCUCACUCACAACUGCCUACACCUGCCAAGUGCCUGAUCUCUCUGUCAUGAGUCUUUUCUCACAGUUGAGACCGUGUUUUCUCCUGGGGUCCAUACGGUUCUUGGUAGGUAGAGGAUUAGUUUGUGGGUUUUUUUGUUCAAAAUGCUACUGCAGGACUCAUGGAACUCAUUUCAGUCGUUCUCCAGAAACAUCCAGUAAUGCAUCUGCCUCUGCUUGGCUCAGAUUUGUGCCUGCAAAUCCCACGCCCCUGAUGCUAUCGCAUCUUUUCAGAUGGUUAAAGCUGGUUGAGGGAUGUGUAUUUUUGGGGUGUGUAGUUCGAGGACAGGCAGUGUGAGGGCGCAAUGGUCAAGCCAGCACUUUAUGCAGAGCCCGGUUACUGGAGCUCCCAGCCUGAUGCUCCAAACAGGACUGGGGUGGGGAUAUUUGGAUCCAUACGUACAAUUUUGGGGGCAGGGCUGAUGCCUGAACUUCUUACUUUACUUCAGAACUCUCCUUUUUUACUUGUUGAAAGUCCAUAGAUUUGAGUAAGCACAUAAUAGCAUAUUUAAGAAGAACCAAGUUCAGAAUCCAGCUAAUGCAAGACCCUAAAAAAGUGCCUGCCAAAUUUUUUUGCACAUAUUCCACACAAGUUGAAUCUUCCUGAUGUUUAGAGCAGAUUGUUGAGCUUUUAAAAAUGCGGGGGUUUUUGAUAUUUUGAUCUUUCGAUUAUUUGUCCUUCGUCACCAAAACACAAAAAUCGCUGUAAGCACAAUCUCAGAUUCUUCUUUUCCCAAAACCAUGGGACGGAUAUGUUCCUCCAAAAGCGAUGUUGAAUAAACAUGGAUUUUCAUACAUUCUCAAAUGAAAUAAUACACUAAAGUGUUUUCUAAAUUAAAGCCUUAGUCAGUUGCUGCAGAAGAAUUUUGGUUGUGUAUACUAUUGCUCCCUGGAUUUUGGAAGAGAGGGUUUCAAGCAGCAUGAACAGAAGUUAUUCCUUAGACUGAACAGGAACUGAUUUGUCUCUUGAUCUUCCAAACUGAUGUUGACUAUUUGAUGUUGACUAUUUGAUGUUGACUAUUGAAUGCAGCUUAACACACUGAUGAUGUUUACUGUCUUACCAAAUAACAUUUGUCCACCUGUAACGGACACAAAAUACCCCAUGUGUUACGUGACCAAACCUUCUAAUGUUGACACUAUUAGUUCUAACGUGUGGGUUUUUUCUGAAAUUCGGUCUAUUGUUGCAGGUUGAUAAUGACACUGUGACAGAUGAAUAGCAGUUGACUUGUAAAACACAGCUGCAUUGAGCGAUGUUUAUUGACAAUUUUGAUACAGCGAAUUGAUUCUUCAUACCGAACCAGCUGGUAACUAACAUUAGGCCUAUAUGUAUCAGCAUAUCUUGUUUUGCGAACCACCGUAGCUUUGAAAUAUUUAAUGUAUUUCAUUUGUUAUUCAUGCUGCAGUCAAGCACUAAUUUGUGUCUUUAUAGUUCAAAUUAUUAAAGAAUUUUGUUUUAAAUACAA
Columba livia (rock pigeon) is the source of this 7205-nucleotide messenger RNA. RefSeq names its product alkaline ceramidase 3 (gene ACER3). The transcript has 11 exons. The record is from RefSeq and is a predicted model, not a curated record. Gene Ontology annotation, biological process: ceramide metabolic process; phytosphingosine biosynthetic process. Lineage: Eukaryota; Metazoa; Chordata; Aves; Columbiformes; Columbidae. The coding region runs from base 116 to 943 and encodes 275 amino acids. Gene Ontology annotation, cellular component: endoplasmic reticulum membrane.